Hyaloperonospora brassicae is the source of this 1299-nucleotide messenger RNA. NCBI's taxonomy places the organism in Eukaryota, Oomycota, Peronosporomycetes, Peronosporales, Peronosporaceae. The record is from the annotation of a GenBank genome assembly.
AUGUCUUCCUUCCACAGUCUGCACACGCUCCGCCCUGUCGCUCGAAAGCUGCACAACGUCACGCGUCGCAGCGUCUGGACGUCGCAGCAGUACAUUGAGCGCGAAGAAAAGGUGGGGGCGCACAACUACCAUCCGCUGCCCGUAGUGCUAAACAAAGGACGGGGUUGCAAGGUCUGGGACGUAGAGGGGAGAGAGUACUAUGACUUCCUGAGCGCCUACUCGGCAGUGAACCAGGGCCAUUGCCACCCGAAGCUCGUCAAGGCGCUGAUUGACCAGGCCGAGACGCUCACGCUCACGUCUCGUGCCUUUUACAAUGAUGUGCUGGGAGAGUAUCAAGAGUACAUGACGACGCUUCUUGGUUACGACCGCAUUUUGCCAAUGAACACGGGCGUUGAAGGCGGCGAGACAGCUGUGAAGCUCGCACGCCGCUGGGCGUACGACGUCAAGGGCGUUGCAGAAAACCAGGCCAAGGUGAUUUUUGCUCAAAACAACUUUUGGGGUCGCACGUUGAGUGCCGUGUCCUCGUCGAGCGACAAGAACGCGUACGGUGGCUACGGACCCUUUAUGCCGGGCUUUAGCAGCAUUCCGUACAACGACGCUGAUGCAUUAGAAGAGCUGUUCAAGAAAGAGGGCAAGAACAUUGCCGCGUUCAUGGUUGAGCCCAUACAGGGAGAAGCGGGCGUCGUCGUGCCGCAUGACGGCUACUUGAAGCGCGUGCGCGAGAUUUGCACCAAGUACAACGUGCUGUGGAUUGCUGAUGAGGUACAAACCGGUUUGGCACGAACGGGAAAGAUGCUGGCGGUGGACUAUGAAGGGGUCAAGCCGGACAUUGUCGUGCUAGGAAAGGCUCUUUCGGGCGGUAUGUACCCGGUUUCGGCUGUUCUUUCCAGCGACGAGAUCAUGCUUACGAUCAAGCCCGGUCAGCACGGAUCCACGUAUGGUGGCAACCCGCUUGGCUGUAAGGUCGCCAUGGCGGCCAUGAAAGUCAUUGAGGACGAGAACCUAGCUGAGAAUGCCUUCAAGCUCGGCAACAAGUUCCGAAGCGAGAUGGAAAAGUUCGAGUCGAGCGUGCUGCGAGGUGUGCGCGGCCGUGGUUUGCUGAACGCAAUCAUCAUCAACGAGCGCCCGAAUCAGCCGGAUGCCUUGGAGCUUUGCAUGAACAUGGCGAAGAAGGGCCUGUUGGCCAAGCCGACUCACGGCAACAUCAUCCGUCUUGCGCCCCCGCUAGUAAUCAACGAGAAGCAGCUUGAUGAAUGCACGGCGAUAAUCAAAGAAGUCCUGACGGAAGCUGAGUCGUAA